Messenger RNA from Elaeis guineensis (African oil palm), 1288 nucleotides. Its product is annotated as pyridoxal reductase, chloroplastic. Gene Ontology annotation, cellular component: cytoplasm. The record is from RefSeq and is a predicted model, not a curated record. Lineage: Eukaryota; Viridiplantae; Streptophyta; Magnoliopsida; Arecales; Arecaceae.
CCGCGGGUGGAGGGCGUCAAUUGAGACACCCCAGCAGUCUUCGGCCGGCAAAUCUCUUAGAUUUCCUCCCCGAUUCGGACCUCUCUUCUGGCCAUGGGAAAAGGUUAAAGUUGGUCCAUUAUCUGUCUCUCCAAUGGGAUUUGGAACGUGGGCUUGGGGAAACCAGCUGCUUUGGGGUUAUCAGGAACAGAUGGAUGGUGUUUUGCAGGAGACAUUUAAUUUGGCACUGAGGAAUGGAAUAACUCUUUUUGAUACUGCUGAUUCUUAUGGGACUGGAAGAUUAAAUGGGAAAAGUGAAAAGCUUCUUGGAAAAUUCAUUCGAGAGUCCCAAGGAUCCAGUAACAUUCAAGAUAACAUUGUCAUCGCCACAAAGUUUGCGGCGUAUCCUUGGCGCCUGACUUCUGGACAAUUUGUGAGAGCCUGCAAGUCUUCAUUAGAUCGACUCCAACUUGAUCAAAUUGGAAUAGGACAGUUGCACUGGUCGACUGCAAACUAUGCUCCUUUGCAGGAGUUGGCGCUCUGGGAUGGGCUAGUUGCAAUGUAUGAGAAGGGUUUAGUUCGUGCUGUUGGUGUCAGCAAUUAUGGACCUAAGCAACUUAUUAAAAUUUAUAAUUACCUGAAGUCUCAAGGUGUUCCACUAUGCUCAGCUCAGGUUCAAUUUUCAUUGCUAAGCAUGGGCAAUGAUCAAAUGGAGUUGAAAGCAGUAUGUGAUUCUCUAGGUAUCCGUUUGAUUGCAUAUAGUCCACUUGGAUUGGGAAUGCUCACUGGAAAAUAUACUGCAUCUAAUCUUCCACGUGGACCACGGGGUUUUCUAUUUCGUCAGAUUCUUCCUGGUCUGGAUCCAUUGCUUAGUUCCCUGAAAGAAAUUGCACAAAAGAGACAGAAAACUAUGUCACAGGUUGCAAUAAACUGGUGUAUUUGCAAGGGCACCAUUCCAAUUCCUGGUGUGAAGACGGUCAAGCAAGCUGAAGAGAAUUUGGGUUCACUUGGUUGGCGCCUCAACUCCGAUGAGAUUUUUGAGCUUGAAUCUGCAGCAAAGAAUUCUCCUAAAAAAAUGAUCCAAAACAUCUUUCAGACCAGAUGAAUGUGCUUCAUUUACUGGUCAGCUUUUUUCUUGAUUGAUUUCUUUGUGUCGUUCCAUCAGUUCUGUUUAUCAUCGGUCAAACUUUCAUGAUAUUUCUCCUUGGUUUACUAACAUGUUGCCAAGUCAUAAUGUUGCAGCAUUAGGAGAGAGUUGUGGUGAUACAGACUAAUUGAUGGGAUAACAAGAAACAUACUCUUAUUCUUA